Molecule: messenger RNA, 1479 nt
Organism: Aphanomyces astaci
Lineage: Eukaryota; Oomycota; Saprolegniomycetes; Saprolegniales; Verrucalvaceae
Exons: 6
Coding region: 1-1479 (492 amino acids)
Biological process (GO): DNA replication initiation; DNA replication
Cellular component (GO): nucleus; nuclear origin of replication recognition complex
Molecular function (GO): DNA replication origin binding
Source: RefSeq, a predicted model, not a curated record
AUGCUGGGUCGCGAUGCGCAGUUGACGUCGCUGGUGGCAUUGCUAGGUGGCCAAGUCGAGGACGACCCGUUCCUUCCCAUGACGUGCAUGUCGAUGGUACCCCUCGUCGUCGUCUAUGGGUACAACUCGACUGGGAAGAGCAGCUUGGUGCGCUUGGCGCUGCAGACGCUCCAGCGUACGUCAUCGAUUGCGUUCACAGCGUUUGUCGACUGCACCACCGUAUACUCUCGUCGUCAACUGUUCACCGACAUCCUUCGCCAAAUCGAUCCCAUGGCGAGGAUGCAGCCCGACGAACUCUCCGCGUCGUUCCAGCUGCAACCCGCCGUGGAUGGAUACCACAACUUGACUUUCCUUGGGUUUCUGCAAUGCUUGACUAAGAUUGCAAGGAACAAGGGUCUCGUCGUGGCCGUCGACAAUGUCGAUCAGUUACUAACCCGGGGCAUGGCCGAUCUGCUCUCGAGCUUGCUGCGUCUGCCACACGAACUCCACGUGUCCGUACGACUCAGCUUCGUGCUUGUCACUCGCAACAUCUCGUCGCGGCUCGACAAACUGCUGUCGCCGCAUACCCCAGCGUUCGUGCACCUCCCAUUGUACACCCCCGACGACGUCGCGGACAUUCUCGUCCUGCAGCUGCGUAUGUGGCGCCGCGAAACCCCAUUCCGCGCAUGGAUCCAGUUCCUCCACGGUCUCUUCGAGCACGACUGCCACGACUGGAUCGACUUUCGGUAUCGCGUCCUCGAGUUGCUCCCUCUCUUCGACGCGCAGUACGAUCCAGAGGAUGCCACGAAUCACGUCGACAAAGCAGCCCACAAGAGCUUGGUGCAGCAGACCCAGAGCCGCGUCAAAGCGCAAUGGAACCACACGACCGCGCUGCCGUCGGCGACGACGACCCCCGCGUCCAUCUCAUGUAGCGUCCCGGACACUGCGAAACCCAUGGCGGGCAAGCAUCCGGUCCAUCACGACGACGCGAGUCACCGCGUCAACCUGCCCCGCGGCAGCCUCUUGCUCGUGCUCGCGAGCUACUUGGCGUCAUUCAAUCCCCAAGAGAGCGACAUGGCGUUCUUCACCACGGCCACGCGGCAAAACAAGAAGCGCGGUCGAAGCACAGCCACACCCAGCUCUGCCCCACCGUCGUCGUCUAAAUUAUCUUCCAAACGAGGGGGGGGGGUGCUGCCGCCGCAGCUGAUCGGGCCCAAGGCGUUUCCAUUGCAGCGCCUCUUGGCCAUCUACUACAGUAUCCACGACGAAGUAGAUCCGUCGACGACGUUUGACAGCGAAAGCCGAGUGGACAGCCGACCCAUGUCGCGGCGGGAAGCAUUUGCGCAGAUCGGCAUGCUCGUGCGCAUGCGGGUCCUGCAGCGGCUGUCCCCGCGCGACGAACUGGACGACAUCAAGCUGCGGUGCUUGGCCGACUACGACUUUGUCGAACGCAUUGCCACGCAACUCGAGUUUCCAAUCCAUAACUUUCUCAAUCGUUAA